Messenger RNA from Haemonchus placei, 771 nucleotides. Lineage: Eukaryota; Metazoa; Nematoda; Chromadorea; Rhabditida; Trichostrongylidae. The record is from the annotation of a GenBank genome assembly.
AUGGCUUUGAUUGAAAUUAAGUUGAGCCGCAGACUUCGCCCAUUCUCAAUGCAGGAUGCGCCACGUAUUUGGACGGAAUGCAUGAAAGGGGAAUCUUCGAUCGCUAUGAUGAUGCUAAUCGAUCAGAUUCCAUCAAAAAUCGUUGACGGUCAUGGUUUUCGUAGUCUGAUGAGUUUUCUUUUACCUGACUAUCCAAUGCCAUCAGCAGAGCUGUUCGAAUCCACAAUUUGCCCAGAAGUGAUCACGCAAAUACAACCGCAUCUUGCCAAUCUAUUCAGUACCAACAACCCUCUCUCGGAUCCAUUCGAAUCGCUGAUGCAAGUACUGAAGAAACGUCAAGGCACUGGUGAUGACUGUCAUACUGUCAACUUCGAUGGAAAUGUUUCCAAGUCUUCGAAAAGGGAUGAAGACAGUGACAGUUCGUGUUCAGUAGAAGUGGAAAGCGCUUUGUCACCACAAAUCGAAGCAUUCACCGAUUAUGUAGGACGAUUUUCUUUUGCUAAGGACGAACUCCAUUCACUUCUCACUGUCUGUCACAGUGUGUUCGGCUAUUUUGAGGAUCGACCCGCUCUGAUGACUGAGUUGUCGCUGACGACGCCCACAUUGGAGCCCACACAACCGCAACUGCUUCGUGACGUACUCUUUGUCGCUGAACAUGCCGACCGUAUCAAUGCUUACAUUCGUGCCACACCCGAUAUGGCGCUGCUCCCGAUCUCUGACGCUCAGUUCCAAACCUUAACCGAACUCGUCCGACUUGUACGGAAAAUCUAA